Molecule: messenger RNA, 486 nt
Organism: Lasiosphaeria miniovina
Lineage: Eukaryota; Fungi; Ascomycota; Sordariomycetes; Sordariales; Lasiosphaeriaceae
Product: membrane-associating domain-containing protein
Exons: 3
Coding region: 1-486 (161 amino acids)
Cellular component (GO): membrane
Source: RefSeq, a predicted model, not a curated record
AUGAAUUUCAAGAUCAUCGUCCUCAUCCUUCGAGUCUUCCAGGCCGCCUUUGCGGUGGUGGUCCUGGGCCUUUCGGCCUUCGUCUCCAACUGGUAUAAUACCGACACCAAGACGGCGUCUCCGGCUCAGAUCAACUUCUUGAUCUUUGCUCCUCUUUGGUCACUGCUCUCCAUCGCAUGCCUAGAAGUGGUACCCAAGUUCUUGCCGCGGUUGUCGAAUCCGUAUGCCGCCCUUGGACUCGAGGCCACUAAUGUGCUCUUCUGGUUUGCCGGGAGCGUGGGUCUGGGCGUCUUCAUGAACGGCCUGCUCUUCUGCCGCGGCGCCGUAUGCAGCGCGGCCCAGGCCGACGUCGCCUUCUCGGCCUUUUUGAUCUUUCAAUGGGCCGCGACGGCCAUUAUCCUGGCCCUCGAUGUGCUAAAGAUGGGGUUUCGCAAGCCCCGGGCCGCGGCAUCCGCUGGCCCUAUGAUGAAAGAGCCCCUGCCUUAA